Molecule: messenger RNA, 1288 nt
Organism: Effrenium voratum
Lineage: Eukaryota; Dinophyceae; Suessiales; Symbiodiniaceae
Source: the annotation of a GenBank genome assembly
CUCAAGCUUUGGGCUGUGCGCAAUAUGCCCUUCAUGGAGGUAGGAGGAGUAGUGGACUUGGCCACGCCUGAGAAGGGCCUGGUUCGCUGGUCGCCCUCCUUGCCGCGCACACCGCAAGGUGCUGCGAGUGCUGUGGAGGCUGACAUCCAGGACUCUCCCAGGUUACCUUCUGACUGGUCGCCCUUGGAGUACGAGCUACUCGAGUAUGCGGAUUCGCUGCCGCCGGGCUUUGCAGAGCGUAUCGCCAGAGAGCUGGAGGGCCAGCAGCAGCGAGUGGCGCAGCUGCGGAGCUUGAACUCUCUGAUGCUCCAUGUGCUGCGCUGCGAGGCCCCUAGCCCCGCUUCAGCGCCCACGACGCCAGCAGUCAAGGCGCAGUUCCGGAAGGACCCUUCGCCCCCGAAUCCUCCUCCAAUGCCCAAAGCCUGGCAGGAUGCCUCGAUGAGGUUGGCCCACUUGCCGCCCAACUGCCGGGAGGAGGUCUCCCGGCGUUUGGUCUUGGCGUCUGCCUCCAGACAGCUCGAGAUGCAGGUCCUGGAGGUACGCCGCGCUGCCGAGCAGGAGCUCUAUGAUCUCGCCAGCCGCGCUCGUGUGGCAGAGGAGAGCAACUGGAAGCUCCGCAGAGAGCAGAACAACGAAGAUGCCGGCAGAAAGAACCUCUGGGAGGCAGAAGCAAAGCUCAAUAAGCUGCAGACUCGCGUCCAGCAGCUGGAGGCCCGGCGCCGCAACGUGCAGCGGAAAGCCUUGCAGCGCGAGGAGGAGGUGCGGCAGUUGAGCCAGACGAAUGCGCAGAUGCAGGCGGAGAUUUGCAGCUUCCGCGGCGCCGUCAAGGACUUCGAUGCUUCAGUGGGCCGCGAGCAGCAGCUCAGGGCCCAACUUCGAGAGUUACGAGAUCUUCGCAAGGUGGAGUCUCGCCAGGCGAGCCCCACCCGCGCGCUGGUGCUGGGCUCUCCCAGCCCCUUGCGCCGUGCUGGAGAGCAUCGAGGUUGAGAUGGCUGUCUUCGGGUUCAGUGCUGAGCCCCUUUUGGACAUGAAUUCGGCAUGGCAGCGUAGGCGCAUGCAUAGCAAUUCAUCCGAGCAGAGCUCUAAUUCAUGCAGGCAGUGUUGGUGCUCCAUUGUUUGGCAUGGAUCUGUUGCUUUGAAGAACUUAUGGGUGCUUGCAUUUUAUCGUUGCUUAUUUAGGACUGCUACCAGCAGCAGCACAAUUCAGUGCGUGUGCUCAUCUACCGUUGCUGUACUGCAUUUGCCCUACAUGCACGGCUUUAGCAGCGACUUGUGGCAAGUUGCGUUU